Molecule: messenger RNA, 1959 nt
Organism: Monopterus albus (swamp eel)
Lineage: Eukaryota; Metazoa; Chordata; Actinopteri; Synbranchiformes; Synbranchidae
Product: metalloproteinase inhibitor 2-like
Exons: 5
Coding region: 178-837 (219 amino acids)
Biological process (GO): response to cytokine; negative regulation of endopeptidase activity; response to hormone
Cellular component (GO): extracellular matrix
Molecular function (GO): metalloendopeptidase inhibitor activity; protease binding
Source: RefSeq, a predicted model, not a curated record
AGUCUUAUAAAGGAAGGAACUCCCUCUCAUGCCUUGUGCAUCUCAAAGUUUGACAAGUGGACUGUCUUUUAUUCACUUGGGGGCAUUUUAAAUUAAUUUCCCUUAGGCUUACGAGACCGCACAACUGCACAACUUUCUUCCUUAUUUUCCCUCAGCUAAACAGCAUAGUCUUCUAAGAUGACCUGGAGGGUGAGCAGUUGUUUUGUCACUCUGGCCGUCCUGUUUCUUUGGCGAGUGGAAGAAGUAGCAGAAGCCUGUAGCUGCGCCCCAGCACAUCCUCAGCAAAUGGUUUGCAGCGCAGAUGUUGUUAUCAGGGCAAAGGUAGUUGGAGCGCAGGAGGUCGACACUGGUAACAUCCUCUAUGGACAUUCAAUCAAAGAGAUCAAGUAUGACAUCAAACAGAUCAAGAUGUUCAAAGGUCCUAACCAGGAAUUUGAUGCCAUAUACACUGCUAUUACCUCUUCAGUGUGUGGAGUGACUCUGGAGACUGAUGGCACGGAGUAUCUUAUUACAGGCGAACUGAAUGCUGAGGGGAAGCUUCAUAUCUCACUGUGCGAGUUUGGUAUGCCAUGGGAGGACCUGAGUGACACCCAAAAGACGAGCCUGAUUCAGCGCUAUGAAAUGGGCUGUGAAUGCAAGAUCAUUCCAUGCAGCUCCAUCCCCUGCACGAUCAGCGGCCCAAUGGAUUGCCUGUGGACAGACUGGGUGGUUGAGAGGACAGUCACUGGAGAGCAGGCCAAACACUAUGCUUGUAUUAAGAGGAGUGAUGAUUCUUGUGCUUGGUACAGAGGGGCUGCACCACCCAAAAAGGAUUUCCUGGACACCGAAGACCCUUAACUCCACCGCUGCCCAAUGUUACAAGGAUGUCUGCAGUGGAGAUGUACUAAGAUAUAAAUUCCAAAAACAGAAAUAAACACACAAGUGAAAUUGUUAUUGUUUUAUAGGGUGCGCCAUGUUAAGGUUGAAGAAAAUAUUUUUAUUCAUUCAGCACUUUUUGGUUCUUCUAUCCCCAAAUCCAAAGCACUUCCUUAUAAACCAUUUCUCCUUCAGCUGAAACAAAGGGAUAAUCAUCAUAACUUAGUAUUCCUGUUCAAAGUAUUUGUGCUUUUAAUUUUACAGUUUUCUUUUUUUUUAACCAAGUGUAUUGUUUAAAGUGGACUAUAAUCUUAUAAUGAAACUCACAACUCAAAAUCUAUGUGUUGAUAAAUAACAUUAGCUGGAAUUAAGCAUCUUUUGUGACAUGCAGAGCUAUGAAAAGAAAAGGGUCCUAUCUCUGUCUUGUUCUAAGUAUACACAACUUUUUUAUAAGAUGUUCCAGACCUGUUUAUAGUGAGAGUGACAUGCUAAUGGCAACACAGUCAAUGCUAUGGUACCGUAAUUGUUUUCUUCAAAUAUUCCUGAACAGAAUGCACUUUGAACACAGCUGUCGCAGCUGUCAUAUUGUCUCUGAUGCAAAUAUCUGAAAAAGAAAAUAGGACCCUCCAUUUUGUAGUUUUUUAAACAUAUAUUAAGGCCUUCUCUUUAUUAUGCUUUAGUAAGUGUAAGAGCACAUUUUAUUUAAGGAGGUUACAUGUAAUCUACUGAAAAAACACCAAAUUUUCAGGAUUUUUAACUGGCAAAUGACAUUAUUGGUAUUGUAUAAAGAGAAGACUUAGAAUUUUAACAAUAUUAGCAAAAUACACACAUUAUGUGUCUGUUUACUGUCUAGUUCAUCUUUUAGGACAGUGAAUUAAAGAACAUAUUUUAAUACUUGCAAUGCCAUGGAUAUGAUCUUAAAAGUACUGAGUGAAUGUCGUGUGACUAAUAAUGAAUAUGAGAGUGUAAAAAGCUUCUUCAUUUGAAACUGUAAUCAAGAAUAAUAUCUUGUGCUGGUUUCACAUGAGAUAAAAUAAUUUUUUUCAUGCAUGUCCAACUGAAACAUUCUGUACAUUUGACUAUUAUAUUAAAUGCCAAACCCUG